UUAUCCACGAACGCCUCGUACGUUCCAUAGGAUAAUUUCCAAUGCUUUGUAAACUUUUUUGCGGCGCAGCAAAAAGAGCUCGUCUCAUUACUUCUCCCGCUCGGUUGACCUUUGUGUUGUGUAGGCAAAAUAGUGGUAACACAGUUAGUAUCAUGCAAGAGUCAUACCCGGUAAUUGCUAAAGUUCCGACUCACAUACUCACCUGGGGUAAGUGGAUCGAAGAAUCGCUUGGCGAUCAGAAGGAAAUCGUGCUAUGCAUUACCGGCAAUCCCGGACUGCCUGGGUUUUACACGAAGUUCCUCUCCACUGUGUACGAGUGUUUGAAUAAAGAGCUCCCGGUGUGGGUAAUAGGGCAAGCGGGACAUGAUGAAGCGGACGAAAGCCCCUACAAAAAGCCAGUUCCACCGUUGGAAGGGAACGAAAAUAUAUACAACCUGAAAGGGCAGCUGCAGCAUAAAAUAGAAUUCAUACGCAAGUACGUCCCUGAGGACGUAAAGAUCCAUCUGAUCGGUCACUCGAUCGGAGCGUACAUGGCACUGGAACUGCUGAAAGUUCCCGACAUCAGCGAACGCGUUCAGCACUGCUACUUUCUGUUUCCCACCCUGGAACGGAUGGCCGGUUCAAAGAAUGGGUUCAUCGUGACCAGGCUCAUCAACCCGAUGUGGUGCGUGUGGCAAUGGUUCUACCGCAUGUUCAACCUGUUGCCUCUGUUUGUUCGCACGUGGAUUAUAUACGCGUACUAUCUGGUGGAUGGCAUCCCUAAGCAUUACCUUGGCACGGGGAUAAAGUACAUGAACCCGAACGUCAUCGAUAAAAUAUGGUUUCUCGCGAUGGAUGAGAUGAAACACGUGAAGGAGCUGGAUGUAGAUACACUUACGAAAAAUAAGCAGCGUAUUAAGCUGUACUAUGGAACCAAAGACGGAUGGGUACCGGUGAAGUACUACCACGAACUAAAGCAACGCAUCCCAGACAUUGACGCUGAGCUUUGCACCAGGAAGUACGAGCAUGCAUUCGUGUUACGUUCUGCGGCCCAGAUGGGGUUCUCCGUUGGUGAGUGGAUCUUAAAGUACCGUGCGUAAAAAGUGUGAUCAUGUUGGGUGAGUGAUAAAAAGAGGGUAUAUAUAUGCAGUUUACAAAUAAUAACCUUUGCACAGAUUCGAA
Molecule: messenger RNA, 1161 nt
Organism: Anopheles stephensi (Asian malaria mosquito)
Lineage: Eukaryota; Metazoa; Arthropoda; Insecta; Diptera; Culicidae
Gene: sturkopf
Product: lipid droplet-associated hydrolase
Exons: 2
Coding region: 42-1079 (345 amino acids)
Biological process (GO): lipid storage
Cellular component (GO): lipid droplet
Molecular function (GO): lipase activity
Source: RefSeq, a predicted model, not a curated record